GGAGCACUGCGUUAUUGGUGGAAGGAUGUCUUUUUCAUUUUUACAUUUGAUUGAGGCCGCGGUGCUCAUUCUGAAUGGCAUGGGUAUACUGAACGAGCGCCGUGUGCUUAAGCCGUUAGGUUUGGACAAGCCAUCAUCUGUGAACUCUUUUAGGAAUCACAUAUCUGUUAUGUUUUUCACUGUUCGUACUUAUUUGCGUGUAUUUUUGAUUCUUAUCAAUUUCAUCUUAAUCCUCUUUGAGUUGGUAUUGGGUUAAUUGUUUUUCUAGAUCUAUUCGUAUC
Molecule: messenger RNA, 281 nt
Organism: Babesia bovis T2Bo
Lineage: Eukaryota; Apicomplexa; Aconoidasida; Piroplasmida; Babesiidae
Product: Yos1-like family protein
Exons: 1
Coding region: 26-256 (76 amino acids)
Biological process (GO): endoplasmic reticulum to Golgi vesicle-mediated transport
Cellular component (GO): endoplasmic reticulum membrane; Golgi membrane; COPII-coated ER to Golgi transport vesicle
Source: RefSeq, a predicted model, not a curated record